AGGUCCCGCACACCUGCGGGAGGAGCCGGAAGCGCAGCGCUGCGGGGCCAGCCGGGUCUCUCCGGGGCUGAGCGAGAAGCGGGAUGGAUGCGGGACCCCGCGCGCGACGCCUGGUACGCAGCGGCAUCUCGCUGGUGGUGCUGGGCCACUUGAACCUGGUGCUGGGUGCCAUCGUGCACGGCUCCGUCCUGCGCCACGUGUCGCGCCCCGCGCGCACCAUCACCUCCGAGUACGCGGUGGCCAACGUGAUCGCGGUGGUCUCGGGGCUGCUGAGCAUCGCCGCCGGCGUCGUGGCCAUCCUGGUGUCGCGGAGCCGCUCCCCACCUUGGCUGCGCUGGGUGCUGCUAGGCGCGGCCCUGGUCAACGCGCUGGUGUCGGGCGCCUGCUGCGCGGGGCUCCUGCUCGCCGUCUCGCUCACCGUGGCCAACAGAGGCCGCUUCCUGGUUGCCGGCUGCAACCACUCGGCUCUGGCGACCGACGCCCGCACCGUGAGGACCGACGAGUGUCCCUUCGACACCACCCGCAUCUUUGACACGGCCCUGGCCCUCUGGCUCCCUUCCUUGGUGAUGGCAGCAGUGGAAGCUGGCUUGUCCGCCUGGUGCUGUGUAGCAUCAUUCUCUCUCUCGGGCCACGGCCCCUUCACCUCCUCCUACAAAGUGGCACUGCUUCAGGAGGCUGUCCCAGCAAAGGAGGCAGCAGAGGAAGGCUCCGGAAGAGACCCUCACCACCAGCUCCUGGUUGACAUGCAAGAGGAGGAGAGCUGUCUUUAGUGGGGUGGGGUGGGGAGAAAGAGCCUGCCCCACUUUUGCUGCAAGAGGCCCAUUACAAUGGGCUGUGCUGGGAUGGCCAGACACAGAAUGAUAGAGUUGGAAGGAACACUGAGAGUUGUCUAGCCCAACCCCCUACAUUGCAGGAAUCUCAG
Molecule: messenger RNA, 922 nt
Organism: Lacerta agilis (Sand lizard)
Lineage: Eukaryota; Metazoa; Chordata; Lepidosauria; Squamata; Lacertidae
Gene: KRTCAP3
Product: keratinocyte associated protein 3
Exons: 6
Coding region: 84-770 (228 amino acids)
Source: RefSeq, a predicted model, not a curated record